Rotaria sordida is the source of this 273-nucleotide messenger RNA. The record is from the annotation of a GenBank genome assembly. NCBI's taxonomy places the organism in Eukaryota, Metazoa, Rotifera, Eurotatoria, Philodinida, Philodinidae.
AUGGGUUUAUUAAUUAAUUUUACAACUGUUUUGGUACUUCUUUUGGGUUGUGUAAAAUGUGUAUCUGCUGAUGCUUAUUAUAUUGGACCAACCAUUGGUGGUAUUCUUGGUUUGAUUAUCCUUAUUUUGGAUAUAAUUGCUGCUAUUGAAAUUCUUCGUUCAGGCAAACCAAUGGUAGAAAAACUUCUUUGGAUAUUAUUUAUUAUCUUUUGUCCUAUUAUUGGUUUAAUUGUUUAUUUACUUUGUGGUCGUGCUCGAUCGGUCGGUAUUUAA